Drosophila eugracilis is the source of this 3571-nucleotide messenger RNA. Its product is annotated as cell wall protein IFF6. The record is from RefSeq and is a predicted model, not a curated record. NCBI's taxonomy places the organism in Eukaryota, Metazoa, Arthropoda, Insecta, Diptera, Drosophilidae. Gene Ontology annotation, biological process: lipid metabolic process. The transcript is spliced from 3 exons. Gene Ontology annotation, molecular function: lipase activity. Bases 4 to 3060 code for a protein of 1018 amino acids.
ACGAUGAGAUUGUGCUUCCUUGUGCUGGGCUGCGUGAUAGCAGCCAGCGCCUGGCCUGUUGACCAACUUUCGGUCCGAGUUCAUGGCGUCAAUGGAUGGUUUGUCCCUCAAAAGGAAGGUGGCAUAAGAUGGAUUAACAAAUCACAGGCAGAGCGCCAGUUGGAAUACUUCGAAGCUCAGGAUGCUUUGGAUGGUCGUCUGUCCACCAACACGGUUAAGUUCUACUUGUACACACUGCAGAAUCCUAGCAACGGGGAGCAGAUCAAGGCCACAAAGGAUUCCAUCGAUGGCUCUAACUUUAAUCCCGCAAAUCCAACAAGAAUUACCAUUCACGGCUGGAACUCCAACUACAAGGAUGGUGUCAACACCAGGGUUGCUAGUGCCUGGUUCCAGUAUGGCGACUACAACAUGAUUGCAGUGGACUGGUCCCGUGGUCGUUCCUUGGAGUAUGCCUCCUCUGUGUCCGGUGCACCAGGAGCUGGCAAGAAAAUUGCCGCCCUUGUUGAUUUCCUGGUGGAGAAUUACGGCAUGCGUCUGGAUACAUUAGAAAUUGUUGGCUUCAGUUUGGGUGCCCAUGUUGCUGGACACACAGCCAAACAAGUAACCACCGGUCGGGUGGGCAAGGUCGUUGGUUUGGACCCGGCUUCUCCCCUUAUCAGUUAUUCCAAAACUGAAAAGCGUCUGUCCAGCGACGAUGCCACAUAUGUGGAGUCAGUCCAGACAAAUGGAGCUAUUUUGGGCUUUAAGGAACCUAUUGGAAAGGCUGCCUUCUACAUGAACGGAGGUAAGUCUCAGCCCGGUUGUGGAAUCGAUAUCACCGGCAGUUGCUCGCACACCCGAGCUGCCUCUUACUAUGUGGAGGCUCUUUUGUGGAACAACUUCCCCUCGAAGAAGUGUGAGUCCUACCAGGACGCCAACAAGAACGCCUGUGGCGAUACAUACAGUUCUAUCUGGAUGGGUGCAUCCAUAAACUUCUUUGUGGCUGAGGGUAUCUUCUAUGUUCCGGUCAACAAAGAUUCACCAUAUGGAUUCGGCGAAAUAAGCACCGGUGAAAGUUCGACUGCCGUUCCUGGGAUUACUACCACCGUUGGCGAUGGGGAAGAUGAUUCAACGACUGAAGAACCAGAAAUCCCUACAACAACCAAAAAACCCGAGGAGUCCUCUACGACUUCUGAAAUACCUGAAGAGUCGACCACCGAAGAAACGGAAGAGUCUACCACAGCUGCUCCAGAGGAUGGAGAUGGUGAAUCGACAACCGAGGAGCCCGAAGAAGUAACUACUACGACGAAAAAACCUGAAGAGCCCUCUACUACAACCGAAGAACCGGAGGAGUCUACUACUGCUGCACCAGAAGAUGGCGGAGAUGACGAUACUACCGCUGCUCCAGAGGAUGGAGGAGAUGAAGAUACCACCACCGCUGCCCCAGAAGAUGGAGGAGAUGACGAUACCACCACCGCUGCUCCAGAGGACGGAGGAGAAGAUGAUACCACCACCGCUGCUCCAGAGGAUGGAGGAGAUGACGAUACUACCGCUGCUCCUGAGGAUGGAGGAGAUGAUGAUACCACCACCGCUGCCCCAGAAGAUGGAGGAGAUGAUGAUACCACCACCGCUGCUCCAGAGGACGGAGGAGAAGAUGAUACCACCACCGCUGCUCCAGAGGAUGGAGAAGAUGACGAUACCACCACCGCUGCUCCAGAGGAUGGAGGAGAUGAAGAUCCCACCACCGCUGCCCCAGAAGAUGGAGGAGAUGACGAUACCACCACCGCUGCUCCAGAGGACGGAGGAGAAGAUGAUACCACCACCGCUGCUCCAGAGGAUGGAGAAGAUGACGAUACCACCACCGCUGCUCCAGAGGAUGGAGGAGAUGAAGAUCCCACCACCGCUGCCCCAGAAGAUGGAGGAGAUGACGAUACCACCACCGCUGCUCCAGAGGACGGAGGAGAAGAUGAUACCACCACCGCUGCUCCAGAGGAUGGAGAAGAUGACGAUACCACCACCGCUGCUCCAGAGGAUGGAGGAGAUGAAGAUCCCACCACCGCUGCCCCAGAAGAUGGAGGAGAUGACGAUACCACCACCGCUGCUCCAGAGGACGGAGGAGAAGAUGAUACCACCACCGCUGCUCCAGAGGAUGGAGGAGAUGACGAUACCACCACCGCUGCUCCAGAGGAUGGAGGAGAUGAUGAUACCACCACGGCUGCUCCAGAGGAUGGAGGAGAUGAUGAUACUACCGCUGCUCCAGAGGAUGGAGGAGAUGAUGAUACCACCACGGCUGCUCCAGAAGAUGGAGGAGAUGAUGAUACUACCGCUGCUCCAGAGGAUGGAGGAGAUGAUGAUACCACCACCGCUGCUCCAGAGGAUGGAGGAGAUGACGAUACCACCACCGCUGCUCCAGAGGAUGGAGGAGAUGAUGAUACCACCACGGCUGCUCCAGAAGAUGGAGGAGAUGAUGAUACUACCGCUGCUCCAGAGGAUGGAGGAGAUGAUGAUACCACCACCGCUGCUCCAGAGGAUGGAGGAGAUGAUGAUACCACCACCGCUGCACCAGAAGAUGGAGGAGAUGAUGACACUACCGCUGCUCCAGAGGAUGGAGGAGAUGAUGAUACCACCACCGCGGCACCAGAAGAUGGAGGAGAUGAUGACACCACCACGGCUGCUCCAGAAGAUGGAGGAGAUGAUGAUACCACCUCCGCUACUCCUGAAGAACCUGAAGAAUCCACAACCAAAAAACCGGAGGUACCCUCUCCAACUACGGUCGAACCAGAAGAGACGACUUCUUCAAAUCCUGACGAAGAUACCACCGUUGAUCCAGAAGACAAUGAAACCACAUCCGAAGAAACUGAGGAGGUAACCACAACUGCUGCUCCUUUGGUUCCUACAACAACUUCCAGACCAUCUGAGAUUCCGACAACCACUGGGGUUCCCCCUGAAGUCCCCACCACAACCCUGUCUCCCGAAAUUCCACCGACAAACCCACCGAAAGAUGACAAUGUGACUCCUGGAGGCACUAAGAACAUCUUCAUUUUCAACGUCUUUUUGGUGAAUGUCAAAAUCGAAAAGUAGUUUAGUAACCAAACUUUUUUACUCAAUUGCCCGCCCAUAAGCGGAUGAAAGAUAUAACAAUAAAAUCAAAGCUUUUAUGGCGUUUUCAUUAACAGCUCAUUAAAAAAUAUUUUUUUACUGCAUUCAAUUAAGAAGGGAAAUUUGCGUAGCUUCCGGGGUGAUUCACGUUUAAUAGAGACAACGAUCACAAAAUUCGUGUUAUUUUUUCUAGCUAAUCAGUUCUAAAAGUUGUUAACUGUUAAGAAAAGGAACGUGUUGGCUGGUACACAAGUUCUCUUAUCGCAUUAACGCUAGUCACUGCUGCUGUCGAAGUCGCCAAUAUAAAACUUUCCGAAAAGUCCCAGCUACCAAAUGGUCACUUCCCAAUUAGGUUGAUUUAUUAACUUGGCACUUAUCGUAUGAGCUUAUUUAUUAUUUAUGUGAUAUCAAUCGACUAUAAUAUAGGUUAUAAUCAAGGCGUUAAAGUGGCUGCCCCGUUGAGAGUUAUUUUUGUUUAUUGUAUUUCUAUUCU